AGCAGAACUAUUUUUUUUUUUUUUUUUGGCCUUAGAUGAUGUUUAUAAACGCAAAGGUUUUGCGGUAUUUGGAACGGAUUACAGAUUACGAGCGAGGCAGGAAAUAUCUGUUUGCACCCCGCGCGCAGCGAGCGAGGCCGGAAAUAUCAGGGCCUGCUACGUGGCGUGAAUUGGUUAAGCUAUUUUACUCACAAAUGUUUCACAUUUGAAAAUAAUUGAUAAAAUAUUUACUCAUUCACUAAAAAAAAUAUGGCGGACUAAUCGAUUGCAUAAUUUCCAAAGGUUAGACCGACAUCAAAUUAACUCUACAAAUGAAACCAAACCAUGGUCAUAAUAAUACUAAAGUGACAGGGUACUGCAAUUAAAUACAGUUAAUUUGCCUUUGUUUUACAGUACAAUAUGAUAUACAAUAUGGUAUUCUUUAAGUUUACUUUACUUUUACUUUAUUUCUUACUAGAAAGGACUUUUGUUUACUACUUCUUUAUUCCAUGUUAGAAAUUUGCCCCUAAUUGAUUAAAAAAAGUAUUUAAGAUAUUGUCAUUAUCAAAAUUAUCAACUUUUUACAAUCAUUUAUUGGUAAUCGUUCUUCUCAUGUAAGAAAUCAAAGUCUCUUUUAGCAUCCCAAUUGUUAUAUAUGCUAAUUUAGUAUAAGAUAGCAAUUAUCGCUAAUGUCUUUUUGUGCAUUUCAUGUUCGUUGUAGCUGCAUUAUUAUAUUGUGGUAGUGGCAGAUUUUAAGUAUUGUAUUAAAUGUGUGCAUUUAUUAUGUGUAGAAGUGAUUUUGAAAUGAUUGCUAGUAAUAAAUUUUGUUACGAUGCAAACAAAAGCAAAGUUCUGUCAAAUAAUUUGAGGUUAAUGAUGUUUUGAAGAGUGUCGACUCGAGUACCUAAGUGUGCCAAAUGUGUGUUGACUCGCAAAAGCCACAACAAACCUUCACAGCUGAGAAUUUAAGUUUUCACAUUUAGCAAUUCAGUUUCAUUAUUAAUCAAGUGGUACAAAUGAAGUCAACUUUUCAAAGGGCACAUUUUUGGGAAACUUAUUUACUGAAAAUUGUUCUUUGUUGUUUUUUUAGCCAUAUCAAUUGAAGGUGCUCAGUGGGCGUGCCCUUCAAACGCAAAUGCAUGAAUCUAAGUGUAUGUAUAGCGCCCUCCAUAGUUCAAGAUAGUGCAUACACAAAUAUGGCUGCGCCCAUGGAAUCUUUUUUCAGCUGCCUUGGAAAAGGUCCAAUUCAGACAUCGUGUAUUCAGCUGUUUAGCAGAAAAUUCAGCCGAAAUGUUAUGAAAAAGCAGCGAGCUGGGACGAGCCCCGAGACAAACACAGGGAAAGGACUUCCUAAGAAAUGGCCCAUCCCUGGCGUCAAGCAAGUCGUCCUGGUUGCCUCCGGGAAGGGAGGAGUUGGCAAAUCUACCACAGCAGUAAAUCUUGCCUUGGGUAUCGGAGCUGUGAAAAAGUCAGCAGUUGUUGGUCUUCUUGAUGCUGAUGUUUAUGGACCUUCCAUUCCACGGAUGAUGAACCUCAGUGGCCAGGAACCAGAACUCACUAAAAAUAACUUGAUGAAGCCCCUCCAAAACUUUGGCAUAUCAUGCAUGUCCAUGGGCUUCCUUACUGACGAGAAAUCCCCCAUAGUGUGGAGGGGUCUGAUGGUCAUGUCUGCCAUACAGAGACUCAUACGACAGGUAGCUUGGGGUCCCCUAGACUACUUGAUAGUGGACAUGCCCCCUGGCACCGGAGAUGCACAGCUAUCUAUGUCCCAGCUCAUUCCAAUAUCAGGCGCUGUGAUUGUCUCCACUCCUCAAGACAUAGCAUUGCUGGAUGCCAGAAAGGGGGCGGAGAUGUUUAGAAAAGUGGGUGUACCUGUUUUGGGUCUGGUGCAGAACAUGAGUGUCUUCCACUGCCCCAACUGCGGACACCAGAGUCAUAUAUUUGGCCAGGACGGGGCACAAGCUGUGGCCAAGGAAAUGGGACUUGAAAUAUUAGGUGAUAUUCCACUACAUAUCGGUAUCAGGGAGACGUCGGACGAGGGUCGUCCCAUCGUGGUGUCUUCCCCUGGGAGUCCUCAGGCAGCAGCCUACAGACAGCUUGCACAGAGCGUCCUGGACAGGUUACCUAGAUAUGAAGAUCCACUCGCACCCAGUUGACAUCACCAAACCAUCCAAAUAACUUGCCUAAAGUGCCAUUGGAAGCUGCUGAAGACACUUUCCGUAGACAUGGGUGUGUGUGGAAUUGACUCUGUGCGCUAGUAGAUGGCGCUUUUUGACAACUUUCGAGAACCCAGUUGGAGGGACACACCUCGUGUGAACAUGUAUGGCGCCAACUACGCGUCACUAAUUUCAUUCUGAAUGUGCACAAACCCUUACCAUCUCUGUGUGAGUGUCAGGCGAUGUCAGCAAUGCGUUUGAAUGUCCCUCCUAGUGGUCUCAGCCAACUCUCCCUUUGUGACCAUUGAGGGGCAAGGGCGGAUCCAGAACACA
Molecule: messenger RNA, 2468 nt
Organism: Patiria miniata (bat star)
Lineage: Eukaryota; Metazoa; Echinodermata; Asteroidea; Valvatida; Asterinidae
Gene: nubpl
Product: iron-sulfur protein NUBPL-like
Exons: 10
Coding region: 1119-2135 (338 amino acids)
Biological process (GO): iron-sulfur cluster assembly; mitochondrial respiratory chain complex I assembly
Cellular component (GO): mitochondrion
Molecular function (GO): 4 iron, 4 sulfur cluster binding; ATP-dependent FeS chaperone activity; ATP binding
Source: RefSeq, a predicted model, not a curated record